Penicillium salamii is the source of this 379-nucleotide messenger RNA. NCBI's taxonomy places the organism in Eukaryota, Fungi, Ascomycota, Eurotiomycetes, Eurotiales, Aspergillaceae. The record is from the annotation of a GenBank genome assembly.
CCUGCGAGGAUUGUUGUUGACGCAGACCUAUCCUGCGAAGCACCUUUUUACACUCGCGGGGCUCGUGGCAGCGAGGGAGCGCAAGUCUUACAUCACUGGGCUCGUGGCAGCGACAGCCGUGGUCACGGAGACUCAAGCCCGCAGGCAAGAGAGGGACACCAUGACACAUCGGAGUGUGAGGACCGAAGUCCUGAUUCUUUUUGGGCUGGGAAUCCGGCUCCUUUUAUAUUUUUUCGGCUACGUCUCGACCAAGGAACCAGUUGCGCAGAUGGUAGCGAGAAUCACUGUCUCGUUAAUAACCGUUGAAGCGAUUUCAACGACGUUGAAGUGGUGUUUGGAGACUUUGUGGUCUACAGAGUCAAGCCUCGACCUGAAAUAA